AUGAGUGAAGAUAAGAAGACAGUUUUUGCCAGCCCAAGUGACUGUGCUACCUUAGACCUGCGCCUCAUCCCAGAAUUUGAUGGCCAGUCUCAUCCAGUUGUGGAGUGGCUGGAGAAACUGGAGCUCGUGUGCAAGUUGCGUGGGAUCACUGAGCUGCACAAUGUCGCACCGCUACGACUCUCCGCUGGGGCGUUCUCAGUGUACCAACAGCUUUCAAAGCAGUUUGUCGCCCGAAAGUUACGUGAUGGUGAGCCGGUUGAUGUAUACUUGGCCGACUUACGCCGCCUCGCUGAGCACUUCGGUGGUAUUCCUGAUGAAGGUCUAAGUUGUGCGUUCGUGGCCGGCCUUCCUGAAGCUGCUCGUCAUGUCUUGAGAGCUGGUUGUCGCUUGGAAACCAUGGGUAUCUGCCAGCUCCUGAAUCGCGCCCGAGCCGUCCUGGCGGAUGUCAGUUUGGGUGUCGGGUCACCACCACACGUUUCCUGUCUCGCUCAGCAUGCAGCGACUCCUGCCUGUUGGACCAAAGAAAGGGUCAGGGUUGUGACUGUGAGUGGGGAACCUUACGAGUGCAUGGGGUCGGGAGUGGUGAAGGUUUGCCUGGCGUCGGGAGUGUCCGUGCACACGGAUGUAGUGUUUGGUUUAGAGGAAGAGCAGGGUUUGGCUGUGGCGGCUGCUAACUCGCCAGACAUUGAUGAAAGGGAUUUUAAAGUGACCUUUGACACCGAAACAAAACAGUGGACACAAAACAAACAAAAGGUCCGCCCCGUGCUCGACUUCCGAGAAUUAAAUACCCAUCUUAAUCUGCACACAGCUGAAGCGGACGUGUGUACAGAGAAGAUACGUGAGUGGCACCGUCGCGGUCAAAAAGUUUCUCUCAUGGACUUGCGCAAGGCGUACCUACAAAUCCACGUACACAAGUCCCUCUGGCCUUAUCAAACCGUUGUGUUCCGUGGAAAAAGGUACUGCCUAACAAGGUUAGGAUUUGGGAUAAACAUCGCCUCUCUCGUCCUCAAAAAGGUUCUGGAUCGCAUUCUGAGUUGGGACGAAAAGAUUUAUAGCGCCACUUCUCCUUACCUGGACGAUAUCCUCGUGGACGAAACCAUCGUGACGGCAGCGGCUUUGGAAAAUCGUCUGAGAAGCUAUGGCUUGGUGUGCAAACCACCUAAGCGGGUGUAUGAUGGGACUCGGGUGUUAGGCAUCAGAGUCUGGGGGGAGGGUCGCGGCCUCGUUUGGAGACGCGACAAUGAGACUGGUGAACCACCGGAGAAGUUAACAAGGCGGCGUGUAUUUCCAGUCUGCGGCCAGUUAACAAGCCAUCUACCUGUCUGUGGCUGGCUACGGGUAGCAACAUCAUACAUCAAAAGACGUGCUAACGCAGCUUCCUCUUCCUGGGACGAUGAAAUCACGGAUCCCGGCCUGCUUGCGAUGCUCACAGAAACCCUCGGACGUGUAAAGAAAGCUGACCCAGCCCGGGGACGGUGGGACGUGGCAGGAGACGAAGCAGCUUUGUGGGUCGACGCAAGCUCUCUUGCGUUGGGAGCAGUGUUAGAGGUGAAUGGCGAAGUGAUCGAGGAUGCUUGUUGGUUACGCCGCAACGACUGUACGCACAUAAACCUUGCGGAGCUAGAUGCUGCUAUCAAAGGCCUAAAUCUCGCCGUCUCCUGGAAUAUGAAAAAACUGGCUCUAAUGACAGAUUCCCGUACAGUAUACCAUUGGCUCCAGGACACUUUAUCAGGAAAGGCACGUUUGAAGACCAAAGCCUGUAGUGAAAUGUUGAUUCGGCGACGAUUGGAAACUUUUAAAGCGGUAACCGUGGAGUUUAACUUGCACCUUGAGAUCAAGUUUGUGUCUUCGAGCAUGAACAGAGCCGACGAGUUGACGAGAGUGCCAAAAAAGUGGAUGUCUUUGACAAAUGAUUACGUGUCCUGUACGGCUGUCACCGCCGUGUCUGACCAGGACAUCGCAAAUAUCCACGAAACAACUGGCCAUCCAGGAAUCAGACGCACGCUAUUCUUCUGUAGAAAACUUUACCCUGGUGUUCAACGUGAGCAAGUGCGUAAUGUCGUGCUACAUUGUCGGGAGUGCCAGUCAAUUGAUCCUGCGCCGGCGAAGUGGCAGAAAGGGGAGUUAGGGGUCCCCAAUAUCUGGGACAGAGUUAGCAUGGACAUUUGCCACGUUCACAAUGAACAUUACCUGACACUGAUCGACUGCGGGCCGACGCGUUAUGCCAUCUGGAGAAAACUGAGAUGUCAGGACGCGAUUUGUGUUAUUGAACAACUGGAAUCUGUGUUUUAUGAGCGUGGAGCACCCCGCGAAUUGCUAACCGACAACGCUGCCAGCUUCCGUAGCUCGACGUUCAACAAUUUUGCAAGUCGCUGGGGCAUGGCCGUCAGGUACCGGUGUGCCAAUGUUCCAUCGGGUAACGGGAUAUCAGAGAGGAAUCACAGAACAGUCAAGACCAUACAAGCACGAAAAAGUUGUUCUGUGCCGGAAGCUGUAUACAGGUACAACACCCUGCCAAGGGGGAACGAUGCUGGGUCUUCCCCUGCUAACAUGAUAUUCUGUUACGAAUUUAGACUGCUUGGUAUUGAUGGAGCCUCCCAACAUGAUCAAGCGGCUGAAGAUGAUGAAGAAGAGAUGCUCAUCACCGUGGAUAACUCUACAGCGAGU
This is a messenger RNA of Portunus trituberculatus (swimming crab), 2667 nucleotides long. RefSeq lists its product as uncharacterized. Lineage: Eukaryota; Metazoa; Arthropoda; Malacostraca; Decapoda; Portunidae. Gene Ontology annotation, biological process: DNA integration. Gene Ontology annotation, molecular function: nucleic acid binding; RNA-DNA hybrid ribonuclease activity. The record is from RefSeq and is a predicted model, not a curated record. The annotation marks the transcript as partial. The transcript has 5 exons.